Helobdella robusta is the source of this 435-nucleotide messenger RNA. RefSeq lists its product as hypothetical. The record is from RefSeq and is a predicted model, not a curated record. The transcript is spliced from 3 exons. Bases 1 to 435 code for a protein of 144 amino acids. Lineage: Eukaryota; Metazoa; Annelida; Clitellata; Rhynchobdellida; Glossiphoniidae.
AUGUUAAUCCAAAAACUUUGCAACAAGUACCACAAAAGAUUUGAGAGUAAGAAAAACUGCACUUACUGCAUUGAAAGACCGCUGUCGGGUCGUCAGCGGAACUUUUUGAGAAACCCCGCGGCACCGACCAAAAGAUCCUUACAGCAGAAAGUCUUCGGCCACCUGAAACCAAUAUCACACCAGGAAUACUCGAGGAUCUACCACAGUACAGGGAUCGAUGUUGAUGGACGACGGGCCAUGCUCGAACACAUGGUCAUCUGUAUUGAGAGGGCCAUCAAGAGGUUCAUCGCCUUUGCCAAGGCCGUGCCUGGUUUCAAAGAAUUCCACCUCGAUGACCAGAUUAAGUUGAUUAAAGGAACCACCGCGUACCCGCUGAAUGUAUGGUGUAAAACAAAACAAAAAAAAACACAAAACGAAAAACACACCACCAAGUAG